Fusarium coffeatum is the source of this 399-nucleotide messenger RNA. RefSeq lists its product as uncharacterized. The transcript has 3 exons. Lineage: Eukaryota; Fungi; Ascomycota; Sordariomycetes; Hypocreales; Nectriaceae. The record is from RefSeq and is a predicted model, not a curated record. The coding region runs from base 1 to 399 and encodes 132 amino acids.
AUGAAGUUCUCCAUUCUCGCACAGGCUGUUCUGGCCAUUCCUGCUCUUGCCUCAGUCAUUCCCGAGCCUGUCGACACGGCUAACCUUACCGAGCGCGCGAACUGCAAGUUGACUCUCCAAUGGCAGUCCAACUGGUAUGAGAACGGCAUGAGAAGAUAUCGGGUCCAGAUGAUUACAAGCCCCCGAAAUGAUGAUCAUCUUAAGGUAUACUGCGACAUUCUGGCGAAGCACACUGUUCAGCUUGAGAAUCAGCAAUGUUACUGGAGAGAUGGCAUGUAUGUCGUUGACAUCAGCGAAGUCCAAGGUCCAGCUGGUCAUUCCCAGUACAAGAACCAGCAUAAUCUCUCAGCCGAUUGGUUCGAGAAGGGAACUGGCUGUGAUGUUAUUCAAAACACCUAG